CCUCUCUAUAACCCAUGUCUCCCCUUCCAGCUGGCCUCUCCCUGACGGAGAACACCAGUCUAGAAGUUAUGAUGCAGUCCCUCGCCCCCGCGCUCCUGGCAGAGCUCGCCAAGAAGAAGGGAGGUGCCUCUCGGAAAACUGAAACGGGAAUGUCCAAGUCGGGAAGCAAGCUCGGAUCUGGAAGGUCAUCAACCAGGAAAUCGUCCUCUCCCUCCAAGUCAUCCAGCUCCACUUCUACCAAGACUAAGAAGAAACGAGGUCCAGGGACCUCAGCUCUGUUAAAACUGAUGAAUAUCCCUCAGCACACAGCUCAUGAUGAGGUGAUGAAGGCCGUAGAACCCUUCGGAAAGAUCAACAACAUCAUCCUGCUCAAGUCCAUACAGCAG
Molecule: messenger RNA, 386 nt
Organism: Oncorhynchus keta (chum salmon)
Lineage: Eukaryota; Metazoa; Chordata; Actinopteri; Salmoniformes; Salmonidae
Product: polypyrimidine tract-binding protein 3-like
Exons: 2
Source: RefSeq, a predicted model, not a curated record